Messenger RNA from Erinaceus europaeus (western European hedgehog), 1304 nucleotides. RefSeq names its product testis expressed 261 (gene TEX261). Gene Ontology annotation, cellular component: endoplasmic reticulum membrane; Golgi membrane; COPII-coated ER to Golgi transport vesicle. Gene Ontology annotation, biological process: endoplasmic reticulum to Golgi vesicle-mediated transport. The record is from RefSeq and is a predicted model, not a curated record. Gene Ontology annotation, molecular function: COPII receptor activity. The transcript is spliced from 6 exons. The coding region runs from base 16 to 831 and encodes 271 amino acids. Lineage: Eukaryota; Metazoa; Chordata; Mammalia; Eulipotyphla; Erinaceidae.
GAGGACCAUGUGGACAUGGCCCACAGCAGACAUCAGGGGAGCCGGUGGGUCCACGAGCGCCCAGCCGCACGGGGCACUGACAGUGAGCCCUCCUCUCCGACAGGCGGCGCUGGUCCAAAUAGACUUGAAGGCGGCGCUCGGGCCGGGCUCCUCUCGGCGGCGGCGCACGGCCAUCCGACCGACCGUACGCGGGGCUGGGACGCGGCGCGGCGGCGGCGGCAGCGGCGGCUCCGUGUCGCCCAAGCCCAAGCGCGCAGGCCCGUCCCGGCUGUCGCGGGGCGGGCGGGACGGGCGGCGCCAUGUGGUUCAUCCGCUGGACUCUAUUACCUGGCAGAACUGAUAGAAGAAUACACAGUGGCCACCAGCAGGAUCAUAAAAUACAUGAUCUGGUUCUCCACAGCUGUGCUGAUUGGCCUCUACGUUUUUGAACGCUUCCCCACCUUCAUGAUUGGCAUGGGCCUCUUCACCAACCUCGUCUACUUUGGCCUCCUGCAGACCUUCCCCUUCAUCAUGCUGACCUCGCCAAAUUUCAUCCUGUCUUGCGGGUUAGUGGUGGUGAAUCACUACCUAGCAUUUCAGUUUUUUGCAGAGGAAUACUAUCCUUUCUCAGAGGUCCUGGCCUAUUUCACCUUCUGUCUGUGGAUAAUCCCGUUUGCGUUCUUUGUGUCACUGUCGGCUGGGGAGAACGUCUUGCCUUCCACCAUGCAGCAAGGAGAUGACGUGGUCUCCAAUUACUUCACCAAAGGCAAGCGGGGCAAACGCUUAGGGAUCCUGGUUGUCUUCUCCUUCAUCAAAGAGGCAAUUCUACCAAGUCGUCAGAAGAUGUACUGACCCCUCUGGGGAAAGGAUGCAGGAGUACCAUCAGGGACUAAGAGCCUAAAAGGCGCCUUUUCCCAGCCCUGACCCUCCUUCCCUGGACUCUUCCCAGAGCCCCCAUCCCACCAUCUUGGGGGACUCAGCUUGACUCCCAUCUGAUGCUGCAUAAGGCUGCAGCCUCAGGACACCAGGGAGAGUGGUAGAGCCUGAGCAGCCAGGGAGCCAUGGUCUACCUGGCUGGGCGGAAGCUGAGCUCCCUGUGGCUUUCCCUGCCCCCGUCCUGGGUGGCUCAGGAGAUCCUGGCUCAGCUGGGAUGGCAGGGCAGGGCCAGAAAGUCAGAGAGCAGACAGUGACAAGUUCUUUGUGAAAGUGGUUAUGGGGAGGGCCUGUGGCUUGGCACUUCCAGAAGAAAGAGUUUUUGCUGUUGAACUGUGAUUUCUGUCCAAGUGCUGAUUCCCAUUUGAAUAAAGAUUCUAGGUGGCACAGUU